Rhodotorula toruloides NP11 is the source of this 2583-nucleotide messenger RNA. RefSeq names its product protein phosphatase 2 (formerly 2A), regulatory subunit B'. Gene Ontology annotation, molecular function: protein phosphatase regulator activity. Gene Ontology annotation, biological process: signal transduction. The coding region runs from base 1 to 2583 and encodes 860 amino acids. The transcript is spliced from 11 exons. Gene Ontology annotation, cellular component: protein phosphatase type 2A complex. The record is from RefSeq and is a predicted model, not a curated record. NCBI's taxonomy places the organism in Eukaryota, Fungi, Basidiomycota, Microbotryomycetes, Sporidiobolales, Sporidiobolaceae.
AUGAAGUCGCUCAAGAAGAGCCUCCUCAACCGCACAGGCAGGGACGCGAGUCCGUCGGGCCAGCAGGCGAACGGCAAGGCGCCCACCCAGCAGGGCCAGUCGCAGCCGCAGCCCGCGUCUCAGCAGGGCUCGUCGCUCCACCCCGCGGCGUCGUCUGCGAGUUCCGGUUCCAAGUCGAGCCAGCAGUCAAACCUGUCCGCCCAGCAGCAGCAGUACCAGUCUCAGCAGUCUCAGCAGCAGUCCCAGCAGUACCAGCCCCAGCAGUACCUCCCGCCGCAACAGGCUCCCCACCACCCCGCUCCUCAGCAGCAGGGCAAUCCGGGCUCGUCGGGCUACGCAGGCGGCGCGAGGACUGGCACAGGCUUCGGGGGACAGCGCGAGCAGGGCAAGGGGAUGCAGCAGGCUCCGUCUAUCGUCGUCAGCGGCGACAAUGCCGUCAUGCCGCCCGACCCGCUCCCGCACCCCUCUUCGUCCCCUCAUCACCACAUCCCGGGCGGUCCCCAGCGCACCUCUGCCGUUCCGUUCCCCACCUCGUCUGCACCCAUCGCAACCUCGGUCUCUCCCCCUCCCGGCGCAUCCUCAACCGUCGCGACUGCCAACCUCGCCUCGGUGACAGGCGACGCGAAAGCCGCGCUCGGCGGCGGACCAGGCGUGAUGGCUGGCGGAGGCCUCGGCGGCGGAUUGGCGGCGGCUAACAAGCUCAAGGCUGUCGGAGGUGGACUCGCACAGGGCACGCCCAAGGACACGAUCCCGAUGGCGAGGACACCGAGGAAGCAGCGGAGUUCGAGGGUGCAUGUUGACGAGAAGGUCGAGCUGCAGCGGUUACCCGGUUUCCUCGAGGUCCCCGUCGUCGAGCGCCACGAGCUCUUCCUCCAAAAGCUCCACCAGUGCUCGCACGUUUUCGACUUCAACGAUGCGAGCGCCGAUGUUGGGAGUAAGCAGAUCAAGAGCCAGACGCUCGCAGAGAUGCUCGACUGGAUCACGACGCAGAGGGGCGUCAUCACCGAGAGCGUCUACCCCGAGGUCGUCCACAUGUUCGCCGCCAACCUGUUCCGCUCAAUUCCUCCGCCCGUCAACCCCGUGGGCGAUGCCUUCGACCCAGAGGAGGACGAGCCGGUCCUCGAACUCGCAUGGCCGCACCUCCAGAUCGUCUACGAGUUCUUCCUCCGCUUCGUCGAGAGCCCCGACUUCAACACCAACAUCGCCAAGCGGUACAUCGACCAGCAGUUUGUCCUCCAGCUCCUCGAGCUCUUCGACAGCGAGGACCCGCGCGAGCGCGACUUCCUCAAGACCACCCUGCACCGAAUCUACGGCAAAUUCCUCAACCUCCGCGCUUUCAUCCGCCGCUCGAUCAACAACGUGUUCUACCAGUUCAUCUACGAGACCGAGCGACACAACGGCAUCGCCGAGCUGCUCGAGAUCCUCGGCUCGAUCAUCAACGGCUUCGCCCUCCCGCUCAAGGAGGAGCACAAGGUCUUCCUCACGCGCGUUCUCAUCCCCCUGCACAAGGCGCGCGGUCUCGCCCUGUACCACCCGCAGCUCGCGUACUGCGUCGUCCAGUUCCUCGAGAAGGACGCGAGCUUGACGUGCCAGGUCGUCGAGGGCCUCCUCAAGUACUGGCCCAAGGUCAACUCGCCCAAGGAGGUCAUGUUCCUCAACGAGGUCGAGGAGAUACUCGACGUCAUCGAGCCCGCCGAGUUCCAGAAGAUCAUGGUCAAGCUCUUCUCGCAACUGUCGCGCUGCGUUAGCUCGCAGCACUUCCAGGUCGCUGAACGAGCGCUGUACUACUGGAACAACGAGUACAUCGUCAACCUCAUCGGCGAAAACAUCCAGGACGUCCUGCCCAUCGUCUACCCUUCCCUCCACACCAUCUCGAACGGACACUGGAACCGACAAAUCCAUAACCUCGCCUACAACGCCCUCAAGCUGCUGAUGGACUUGAACGCGGAUGUCUUCGAGCACUGCUCAGCGGAGUACAAGCGGCAACGUCUGGCGGACAAGGAGCGCGAGAAGCAGCGCGAGGAGAAGUGGCGGUCGAUGCGGUCUACGGCGCUGCACAACCGACGGGCAUCGGGCGCGUCGAUCCCGCAGUCGCUGCUCGACGACGACCCCGUCCCACGCGGCGCGUACAAUCCGCUCCAAGACGCGCAGGACCUCGACGACGCCCGCUUCGACGAGAUGGACGAGGAAAUGGGUGUCGGCAUGGGCGUCGGAGGUGGAGGAGGAGGCUACGGGGCUGGUGCGGCGCAGGGUAGCGCGAUCGGCCAGGGAAUGGGCAUGCUCGGGAACGAGGUCGGGAUGGCUGGUCCUUCCGACUUGCGAGGCGGUCCUGGGUCCGAAGGCAGCUUCGAGCACGACGACGGACAUGGAGACCUGCCACCGGAGGGCCACUUCCCCGAGACGUCGCGACGAGCGGUCGGCACCAUGCAGCAGCCGCACGUCCGACGGAAGAGUGUCAUCCCCAUCGACCCGUCUAUCCUCAAGGAACUGCAAGGGCACAAGUCCCUCGAUGAUGCGCCUCUCAUCAACCCGCCUCGCCCCGGCUCUGCAGGUCGCGGUGUUCCGCCCCAGGGUCAGAGGUGA